AUGGUUGAACAGACAUCGCCUGCGAACCCCGCCAACGGGCCCCCAAGGAUUGAGGCCAGCUCCCCCGCUGACGAAUUCCCCAAACCCGUUCGUACCGACACGGUCGACACCACCAUCGAUGAGUUCUUCGAGGCGCCAGAGGAGCAGGAGGAAUCCCCUCGAAUGGAGCGCCUUGCGCUUGCAAGGUCGGGUGCAUCCUACAUGUCCAAGCUAUCGACCAAUUCAGUCCCCCCUCCUGGGUCAAUCCUCACCGGCAAGCAAGAGCAUUAUUUGAAACGCGAGCUUAUUUCCCAACAAACCAAAUUCGAGAUCGCCGAGCUGUCGUCGCCAACCGCCCUCCAAAGAUUCGGCGCCCCCUUCAGAUCUGACGCCGGCGAGGUCUCUCCCCGAGACUCGGAGCUUCCGCUACUACGAUACAUAUUCGUGCACCAUGUUCGCAAUUUCCCCUUCCUCGACCAGGCCAGGGAGAAGGAGUUCUGGCAGGACAAGUUACAAGUGUUUCUUGAGUCUUUUGCGAACAAGCACAUUUCUGGUUCUGAGGAUAGGCUGGAGGAGACCAAGCGUAGGAAGCUUGCCGUGAAGGCUGAGAAGCUCGUGGAGCUCAUGAUGGUCUCGGGCAUCCCCACUGCAUCUGGUUAUGAGGAGAGAAUACGCUUCUCCGAAAUGGAGGUAGUGGACAGAGGUGCGAACGAAAACGGACUGGUGGUCAACAAGCCCCAAGGCCAUCCCAUCAAUGGUUGGGAUGUCAAUGUUGCAGGAGUGCGCACCAUUUCAGUCAAGCGGCACGUUCGCUACCAUACUCAUGCCGAAUACAUCUUGCGCGUCCAACGGCAUGACCAACCCGAGAUCUACGUGGGGCGGAAAUGGUCCGAUUUUGUUGAUCUUCACAAGAGAAUCAGGCUCGAGCUCCCAGGCAAGGUUCUUCCUCCGCUUCCUAGACGAAACAAGAAGAAUUCAUACCUCAGCGCCGGCGCCGACGACGAUGAGGAUUCAGAUUCACUCUCUUCCGUGUCUACCCAAGAUGUCCAAAAUUACGGCGGUGACAGUGCAUCAGACAAUGGGAGCGGAGGAGGCGGCGGACUGCGCAGCUACCUUCCUCUACCGGGAAGUGGCCACAGACGCAAUGCCUCCAAAUCGUCUCUUUCAAGUUCACCUUCGCGCAGAGCUUCGGGCGAAGGCUUCGGUCUCCAGCAGCGUCAUGUCCUUUACAGAGAGGAGCAGCGUGUGUCGCUCCGAGCAUUCCUUCGCACUUUCCUGAAGAACGAAACGAUUGCCAACUCGAACUCUAUGUCGGAAUUUCUUACCGGAAAUGUCGUCUCACUGAACGAAGAAGAGAUGGACGACAUUGAGCGGCGCAAGGAGAUGGACGAAAAGCGUAUAGAAGAGCAGAGGAAGUUCUACGAAAUCGCUCGUCAGAGGGCCGCAGAGCUCGACGUUCACAUGGAGAAGUUCAGGAGAGAGAUUGUCGAAGCAAACGGCUUGUCGCAUCUGUUCCAAGAGAUUCGCGUCAAGAACAAAAUCGCAGACCUCAAGCCUGAGUACCAGAAAUUCGCCGAGUGGUGCAGGAUAGAGGUGGCUGCCACGAUCUACCAUCUUUUCCUCGCCGAGGACAAUUCCCCUGACUUGUUUGCUCAGCUUAAGAGAAUCCACUCAAUGGUUCCUUAUACCGUCAUGAAGAAUGUCAUUCGCAUCGCCAAUCCCGCUGCUGUUAUGAGCGGAGUGUUAGAUCUAUUCUUAGCACAGCCAUUUGGAUCCCGGUCACUACUGCAGCGCAUCUUUGGCAUGGCCAUUAACGAUGGAAUCAGCGCUGUGCAAAAGACGAUCGAUACCUUGAGUUCCUCCAAGAUCAAAGACCCAGUCCUUUGCGACAAGAUCAAGGCCUAUACGGACUCAGAUGAAGCGGUCAAGGGCAUCAUACGCCAACAGGCAGAGUCCGAGCAGGUUGACAUACUCGUGGCCGUUCUCCGAUCCGAUUUCUUCGAACCAGAGCUUUCUGAGGAACAAAUUGGCACCGUCUUCAACGCGUACGUGGCUUGGAACAAUGCGGUAGAAAAUGUUGACGCGGAAAUGCGCUCAGGAGCGGAGCUUUUCGCACAUCUCAAACAGCUCUUGAAGCUCAGUCUGCGGCAGAGAGACAAGAAGAUGAUGCUUGAGAUCAUCGAAGAGCCAACUACCCUGCAACUGUUCCGUGAUCUCUUCACUAUCUUCUACGAACCUCUUGUUCGGGUGUACAAGUCUGCGAACGUCUACAACAGUAUCACAGAUUUCGCUGUGUUCGUGGAUGACAUCAUCCGCACGGUUGAAGCAGCCCAGCGCGCCGACAUCUCCGCCGAUCCCAACCAAACUGUGCAAGCAUUCAUCGACCUCUGCGCUAGACACGAAGAUAACCUCUACAAGUUCAUUCACGAGGUCCAUAUCCACGAUAAUGGGCUAUUCGACCAGCUCAUGGGUUGGAUCGAAGGCAUUCUAGAGUUCCUGAGAAAGGGUCCCCCUGGAGGCGGAAAACUCGAUAUGAAUGGGUUGUUCAAACUUGGUCUGGAUUCAGGGAUGAUCGACCAGCGAACGGCUGUUCGAGAGAUCAAUUCUUUGAUCAAGUGGCAGACAGCUCGCAAGAAGUGGCAUUCGGACAAGACGAGGCAAAAGAUGGCUCAAGGAGGUGACGAUGGCGGAGAGAUGGUCGGCAUGGGCAUUGGAGGAUUCACGAGCAGCGAUUUCGGUCUCCAUGCCGACGACCUUGUGGAUCUCAAUAUCGAGGACGACGACGACGAUCCGGAUUCAAUCGAAGAAUCCGACGACGACUCGGAUCCGAUCGUUGCCGAGCGCAAUCGCCGACGCAGGAAGAGAGACCAACUGAAGAGCACCGCAGGCGAGCCGCAGAAGCCGCCAAUUACCGAGCUCAGGAAGCUCCACCCGACGUUCCUUAGCAUGCUUCGAGACGUUCUUGCAGCUUGA
Messenger RNA from Lasiodiplodia theobromae, 2952 nucleotides. RefSeq names its product Px domain-containing protein. Lineage: Eukaryota; Fungi; Ascomycota; Dothideomycetes; Botryosphaeriales; Botryosphaeriaceae. Gene Ontology annotation, molecular function: phosphatidylinositol binding. The transcript has 9 exons. The record is from RefSeq and is a predicted model, not a curated record. Bases 1 to 2952 code for a protein of 983 amino acids.